AUGAGAGUGGAGAAAGCCGUCAUGACAGACGGCACUGGAUCCAGUCCGAUGAACAACCGGCAGGAGUUGGAGAGGAGUGCCAGGAGCGAGGACAUGAGGACCCCCAACCAGCUAGUGAACGAUCUGAAGAAGCGGAAGAAUGUGAACUUCGAUCAGGACAAUUUGGAAGAGAUAAUUCCGGGUCGCAGCCGCGACUGCCAUCUUGAAUUGCUGAGACAGGAGAAUGAAAGACUGAAGGCAUUUGCUGACCAGGUGGAUGUCACUUACCUUCGUUCGUACAAAGGGCAACACCGACACAUCGAGGAGUUGACACGCGACCGCUCGCUUCUCCGCUCCCAGCUGGGCGUGGUUUUGGCGCGGCCGAGAACCGCCCCGCCGGCAAUUCCCUCCGUUUUGGGCGUGAACCCUUCGGGCUCCGGGUUCGAUUCCGGCUGGCGCAAGGGCGGCGGCGAGGAGCUGAGCGUUUUCGCCCCCUCGCGGCCUCUGCUGCCGGGGGACAGGCUACCCUUCGUGGGGCUCCUGCCCGACAGGAGAUCGGACAACGGACGGCAUUUCAUAAAACAGUGGCGUACGCUGAGGCGGCGUUUGGCAACGGAUGAGGACGCGUCCCCACAGGCAGGCACGUCACGACAAGAUGACGCAGAGCCCACGCGGAUAGCUUGGCCCGUAUCACCACAACUCGUCGUUCCGGCAAAUGAAACCUUUGGAAGGGCGCAAUGCAACCAAGAGGGCGGAGCGCAAAAACAACGAGAUACCGCUGCUGAACUGAAUAAAAUCAGAGUAAAGAGCCCCAAAUCUGUAUUGCGCGAGGCUAAACAAAAGCUGAGACACAAGGACAGCGUGAAACGCCAACCGGUCGCGGUGAACCGCGAGAAGAGUCCAAACACAACGCUAAGAGAGGCCAAGCUGAGGCUUCGGAAGCUGGAGAUCGAAGCUGAGGCGGCGGAGAGGUCGUACCGGGACUUCAGGAGGAGGUCCCAGAUGAGCAUCGGCCUGCUAGGGGCCCAGGAUAGCGUUCAGGGUCUAGAUAUUCACCGCAGCUCUUCAUCUCAAAAAUAUUGUAAAUAUGAAAACAAAACCAGCGAGCACGAUCUGUACGCUAAAGCAACAAAGGAUUUAUUGACGAAAGAUUUCGAUAAGUACUUAAAGGACUAUCAGCCUAAACAAGUCAUUAGACAAUCGCAAUUUAUAGAGGAAACAUUUCGGCGCGUUAGAACAAAGCCUACACCAAACGCAUACAUAAAUGAAACUCGAGACUUAGAAGACGCAAGGUGCGAUGUUAACUACUUGGAAACACCUAUAACGGAAUUCAGAAAACUGUAUCACAACGAAAAAAGUAGGCUAUCAAACACAGAGAGCGUUAAGAUGGAAUCGUCCAGUUCGAACGUUCGCCAAACGGAAGCAGACGACUUCAAAACUAUUCAGCCUCGAACCGAUACGAAAACGGACGUAAAACACAUCGAUAAUGCCGACGAGAAUACGAUAGUGAACGAAGAACCCGAACGAAGCAGCAGCAAGGAAUUUAAAAUACUGAAGGACCACGUGAGCGAAAUGGGUGAUGCUCCGAGCGACCCUAUACUUUUUACGCAACAGUCUCUAGAAGCUAGCACUGAGUCUAUCGGAAAAUCGACAGACGAUCGUAGAAACUUACUCAGAGUGCAAGUUGAAAACGUAACAGAGACUAACAGUGUACAGAUAUCGGAGCGAAAUGCCCUCACGAUUGUUGUAGAAAGCUCUAUGAACACUAAUGCCCUCAAAGUAACACAAAAUAAUCCAAUGACAGUGCUAAUAAGUCCGCGAGCGAACUCCCCAACAAGUCCACGUGACGUAAACGCAGACGUAAUACUUUCUGUCGCCGCACGAACACAUCAGUUGUCUCCAGGCCGUUCGGCAAGAGGUAGAUACAUUGCGAAAACAGACGGGAUCACGACGAGCGUCCCAUCGCCGAAAGCACCGCGUGAAAACGAAACAAAAUCCGCAGAUAUCUCAAAAGCAAGCAACGCGCCAGAGAAAGCGGCUAACCUAACUAGAUACGAUGUGCUCGAAGCGAUCUUAGAUGCGGCGGCGGCAAAAGCCGAAUCAAACGUCGAGAUAGGUCUAGAAAAUUCCAAGGGGGAUGGAGACUCCCUCAAAGGUCUAGAAAAUUCCAAGGGCGAUGGAGACUCCCUCAAUGGGACUGAAAGCGACCUGAAGGACUAUCCGGAUGAUUUCUCGGCCGACGUUGACAACUACAAUAGUAAUUCGGAUAUAGGCAACUCGCCCAUUUCAUUCCCAAAGGCUUCAGAAGAGGACAAUUUUUGGGAU
Messenger RNA from Iphiclides podalirius (scarce swallowtail), 2304 nucleotides. The record is from the annotation of a GenBank genome assembly. Lineage: Eukaryota; Metazoa; Arthropoda; Insecta; Lepidoptera; Papilionidae.